AUGUUGGAUCCGUCGUCGAGCGAUGAAGACUCGGAAAAUGACUAUGAAGACGAGACAGAUUCGCUGUCGGCACCAAGUCAAAGUGGGACUCGAAUAUGUGCAUCCAGCAGCGACAGUUUGCAAGCAAACAACUCCGUGCAACCCAACACAGGGCACCGGCAGUCGGUGGUUCGCCCCGCCAGCCCUAGCCCGUCGCUUAUCAGCGAGAAAGAACGCAAGGAAGCAGAGCGUCUUGAAAAGGAAGAAGAAGACCAUAAGAAAAGAUUGCAGCUGUACGUCUUCGUGAUGAGAUGCAUUGCUUAUCCUUUCAAUGCCAAGCAACCGACGGAUAUGAUGAGGAGGCAAACAAAAGUAACCAAACCCCAGCUGCAGACAAUCAAAGAGAGAUUCCAAGCAUUUAUAAACGGUGAAACUCAAAUCGUCGCAGACGAAGCAUUUUGCAAUGCCGUUCAGAGUUAUUACGAAGUUUUCUUGAAGAGCGAUCGAGUGUUGAAGAUGGUCUUGAGCGGGGGAUGUUCUUCCCAUGACUUUCGAGAGGUGUUCAAGAAUAACGUUGAGAAGCGGGUGCGGAGUUUGCCCGAGAUCGACGGUUUGAGCAAAGAAACUGUUUUAAGUUCAUGGAUGGCCAAGUUUGACGCUAUCUACAGAGGAGAAGAAGAUCCAAGGAAACAGCCACAGAGAUUGUCGACGUCUGCUGCAUCUGAGCUCAUUCUUAGCAAGGAGCAGCUCUAUGAGAUGUUUCAAAAUAUCCUUGGGGUCAAGAAGUUUGAGCAUCAAUUACUAUUCAAUGCAUGUCAGGUAGGUUGA
Molecule: messenger RNA, 807 nt
Organism: Lytechinus pictus (painted urchin)
Lineage: Eukaryota; Metazoa; Echinodermata; Echinoidea; Temnopleuroida; Toxopneustidae
Product: calcium-dependent secretion activator 1-like
Exons: 1
Coding region: 1-807 (268 amino acids)
Biological process (GO): dense core granule exocytosis; synaptic vesicle exocytosis
Source: RefSeq, a predicted model, not a curated record